UUAAAUUGGUGUGGUACUGCCUUGCUUAAGUGUAGCACAAAUCGCUUUUUCGAGAUGAGAAUGUUCUCCAUCUCAUCUAAGCACUGCUUCCAAAGUUGUAGUUACAAAUAACUGGCAACAUCUGUCACUCUUUUGCAGCUGGAGAGAGUAAGAACAGAGAGGCAGCAGCCAGGUGAUGUUCGUCCCUGCAGAGCACAUAGGAGAAAUGGGCACUUCCCAUUACGAUCUGCACAUUACCAUGCUCAAAUGCUCAGAGCAAGCUAUUGCUUCCUUAUGCAGAAUGAGUAAAAACUGCUCCUUUUCCCAAAAUUUGAUUCCCAAACAUUCGUUCUAGUUCCCCGUGGAUGAUCUUGGUUCCUCCUUAAGCCCUUGGACCUCAGCGACCCGAGUUUUGCCCUUUCCUUUCCCUGCACUGUGUUAGCACAAGGAGGAGCGGGAGAAACUUGGCUGCUCCCGUCCUGCCGGAGCUGCUCAGGAUGCUCUGUGUCUUUAAGGGGCUGACCCGAUCCCCGGUGAGCUAUUAUAAAGGCAGGUAAGCAGCAGUGCUUGGCAAAGAGUUGAGAGCUCAGCAGGGUGCAGCUGUCCCGUUAUGACUGGCCACCACAGUUGGGGAUAUGGGCAGGAUGACGGACCUUCAGAGUGGCACAAGUCCUAUCCUAUUGCCCAAGGGAACCGUCAGUCACCUAUUGAUAUAAUUUCUGCAAAAGCAGUCUAUGACCCUAAGCUGAUGCCGCUUGUAAUCUCCUAUGAAUCCUGCACAUCUCUCAACAUCUCCAACAAUGGCCAUUCAGUUAUGGUUGAGUUUGAAGAUACUGAUGACAAGACAGUGAUCAGCGGUGGCCCCUUUGAGAGUCCCUUUCGGCUAAAGCAGUUCCACUUUCACUGGGGGGCAAAGCACAGUGAGGGAUCAGAGCAUACAAUCGAUGGCAAACCUUUUCCAUGUGAGCUCCACUUAGUUCACUGGAAUGCCAAGAAGUAUGCAACAUUUGGAGAAGCAGCAGCAGCUCCAGAUGGCUUGGCUGUAGUUGGUGUUUUCUUGGAGAUUGGAAAAGAACAUGCCAAUAUGAACAGACUCACUGAUGCUUUGUACAUGGUAAAAUUUAAAGGGACAAAAGCUCAAUUUAGAAGCUUCAACCCCAAAUGUCUCCUGCCUUUGAGUCUAGAUUAUUGGACAUACCUUGGAUCUUUGACAACACCACCCCUUAACGAGAGUGUAAUAUGGGUAGUGCUGAAAGAACCCAUCAGUAUUUCUGAGAAACAGCUGGAGAAGUUUCGCAUGCUCCUCUUCACCAGUGAGGAAGACCAGAAGGUCCAGAUGGUGAAUAACUUCCGCCCCCCUCAGCCACUUAAGGGGAGAACAGUCCGAGCUUCCUUCAAGGCCUGAAGAAAACUGGUAACAGCCUUGGGAUAUCUAAGAGUUUCCACAUAAGUGACCAUAGACCUGAGUUUAGAUCACUCAUGGAGCGUGCAAGAUAGCCAUUUCCAACAACACUCUGUACUUGCAGGGAGACGAACAUUUUCUGAUGCUGUGUUUUGUUUGAAUCGCAUAAUUUUAACACAAGCUCAGAUCUUUUUAACUAGAACUCCUUUUAGUACAAAGGAUAGAUAGUGAUCUGGAUCAUUCUCUUGGAGUUAAGAUGAAAUCCUACUUAAUACAAGAUGGGAAAUAGGUGGUAAUCAGUACUUAUGGUUACAUCUUCUGAUUGUCUAAUAUGUGAUGAAAGAAUGGUUGAAAUUUGGAUAAAGUGGACUUAAAUUUUUCUUAGAUUUUUCUUGUUUGCUGAGCUCCCUCUGACUUAGAAGAUUUUCACUUUGCUGUCUAUUGACACAAAGCAGGCUAGCAGUACUCAAAAAGGUUCUGUAUUCACUUCAUGAAGGCACUGAUAUGAAAACUAUAUAUUUCAAAAUUACUGUUCUAAGAUACUGUUGUACAACUGUUUUCAAAUAAGUAAUGUAAAUGCUCUGUGAUCCAAAACAGGCCAUGUUGUUUAUUGCGUAAGACUGUUUAGACAUAAAUUAUUUUAGCCUAUGCAACAUACAUAAUUAUAACUCCCUCAUUAAGUUUAUUGAGAAGGAACAUCUGUAGCAAUUCAGGUAUGUACUUGUGGCUAUCUAACUUGUUCACAUUCUACCUCAGUUAAGUGAUUUGCUCUGCAAUAUGACUUCCUUCAGCAGAUGCCCUGAAGAAUGUAUGUGUAUUUUUUCACUCUAAUGGUCUUGUGUGAGUAGAUCUUGAUUGCACUGAAUGUACAUCACUGCACAAAUCAUCCCACAGCCAUGGCAAUCGGUCAGGGAUGGUCCUGGCAAAUUUGAGAUUUAAUCUCUACUGAAUCCUGAUACAGCUGCAAAAUAGUUGCUUUAGAAAAGCCAUGUUUUUGUAUUGCUGCUUCUUGCAGCUCAGUGAAAAAAUUCUUCAGACCUUUGUGUCCAGUAAGAAAAAUAGUGAUGUCAUCUGUACCUAUUGUCAGUGUAUUUUCAGUUACUUUAUUUCUAGGUUUCAGAUGUUUUAAUUAAUCUGUAUAUUUCAGACGAAUUACGAAUUCAUUUGGGUUCAUUAGCUUUCAGCUUUUUAAAU
Molecule: messenger RNA, 2575 nt
Organism: Phasianus colchicus (ring-necked pheasant)
Lineage: Eukaryota; Metazoa; Chordata; Aves; Galliformes; Phasianidae
Gene: CA7
Product: carbonic anhydrase 7
Biological process (GO): regulation of intracellular pH
Cellular component (GO): cytoplasm
Molecular function (GO): carbonate dehydratase activity; zinc ion binding
Source: RefSeq, a predicted model, not a curated record